ACAUGACUCUUCCUGUUUCACAUGUUCCAGGUUUCCAAUGCCAGCGGCGGCAUGACCGUUACUCUGGUGGCGGCGGAGAACCCGUUCGCUCAGAGCGCCCUGGAGUCCGGCGACUGCUUCAUCCUGGACCACGGCUCCGACGGCAAGAUCUUCGUCUGGAAAGGCAAAGACGCCAACAUGGAUGAACGAAAGGCGGCGCUGAAGGCAGCCGACGAGUUCAUCAAGAAGAUGGGCUACCCCAAACACACGGAGGUCCAGAUCCUGCCGGAGUCGGGCGAGACGCCGCUCUUCAAGCAGUUCUUCAAGAACUGGCGCGACAAAGACCAGACGGAGGGUCUGGGCGUCGCCUACAUCGCCAACAGCAUCGCCAAGAUCGAGAAGGUGGAGUUCGACGCCGCCAGCCUGCACGAGUCGUCGGCCAUGGCGGCGCAGCACGGCAUGGUGGACGACGGCAGCGGAGAGAAGMAGGUGAGACGGGAUUGGUCAACACAGCAGCUCUCAGUUAGCUACGGAGCAUAUGGACAGUUCUUCGGAGGAGACAGCUACAUCAUCCUGUACAACUACCGCCAUGGAGGACGGCAGGGACACAUCAUCUACAUGUGGCAGGGGUCGGACUCCAGUCAGGAUGAAAUCGGCGCCUGUGCGAUCCUCGGCUCCCAGCUGGACGACGAGCUCGGCGGCGGUCCUGUCCAGGUGAGGGUGGUCCAGGGCAAGGAGCCGGCCCACCUCAUGAGCCUGUUCGGYGGCCAGCCCAUGGUGGUCUWCAGGGGCGGGACGUCCAGGGACGGRGGCCAGUCGGCUCCAGCAGAGACCCGGCUCUUCCAGGUGCGCUCCAACUCUGCGGGGCACACCAGAGCCGUGGAGCUCGACGCCGUGGCCUCCAACCUGAACUCCAAUGACGCUUUCGUUCUUGUGAGCCCCGACGGCGCCUCCCUGUGGGUGGGAGUGGGCGCCAGCGACACSGAGAAGCAGGGAGCUCAGCAGCUGUGCGGCAUCCUGGGAGUGUCGGCGUCCGACGAGCUUUCAGAGGGAGGAGAAACUGAUCAGUUCUGGGCCGCGCUGGGCGGGAAGGYGGAGUACCGCACCUCCACCAGACUCAAGGACAAGAUGGACGCUCACCCGCCGCGACUCUUCGCCUGCUCCAAUAAAACCGGGAACUUCAUCAUCGAGGAGGUUCCCGGGGAGAUGACCCAGGAUGACCUCGCCACUGAUGACGUCAUGAUCCUCGACACCUGGGAGCAGCUGUUUGUUUGGAUCGGGAAUGAAGCUCAGGAGGAAGAAAAAACUGAAGCCAUGGCGUCUGCGCUGCGCUACAUCGAGACCGACCCGGCCAACAGAGACGCCCGGACCCCCAUCGUCAAGAUCAAGCAGGGCUUCGAGCCGCCCACGUUCACCGGCUGGUUCCUGGGCUGGGACCACGACUACUGGACCAGCGACCCGCUGGAGCGGGCCAUGGCAGAACUGGCUCUGUGAGCGAAUCACCACCAUCGUCACUCUUCCUCUUCAAGCAUCAUGCAACGAACGCCAGGAAUGGCUUUGUUUCUUAGCUUCCAGCUCACUUUAGUUUUUUAGCUAGUUUUUCUGCCAUUAGUGCCACAUCAGUGCCUUCGUUUGUAUUAGAACAAGCAGGAGACAUUUUGUUUUGCACUUUUAUCGAAGACUGUCCUAAUUUUAUAUUGAAUCCGCAGCUCAGAAGGAAAACAAGCGAUGCCUUAAUCUCAUUUAGUUUAUCGUUUUAAAGGUACAGGACCCGUUAGCUGAUUUCUUUCAUUUCUGUAUUUAUUUUUUAAUUAUCGCCAGAAAGCAGACUAAUUUAAAAAGUAAUGCAGCUGCUUUUAUUUCAAAUAAACCAAAUUCAACACAUUUCUGUCGUCUUUCAUUCACAAACCAGCUCACAAACAUGUCUGUGGGUCGAGUCUUUAUUUAAAGUCCUCAUAAAUAUUCAAUAUUGAAUUUAAAAAUCACAGAAAACAAGCUGRUAAAAAAAUUAGAUGCAUAAACUUUGAACACAGCCUGAGCUCUGGUGUGUAAGGAGUUUUUAACAAAAGCUUUAAAUUUAUGUUUUUCAAAAGUAAAACAUGUAAAAAUUACAACAACAUAUUAUGGAAAUUGUAGAUAACAAUUCUUAGAUUAACCUCAAAAAUGUUUGAGAAAAAAAAAAAACAGUAGAAAUUUCCGAGUUUCAAAACUAAAAAACKAUCAACUUUUGAAACUCGGGUCAUUUCUGAAAGUCAAAAAUCUGGCAAAUUUCCUGUAAAAAUGAUUUCUGAAUCUUUUAUUCAGAAAUUUCCUUGUUUUGUCUCAAAUAUUUUCAGGAUUUUUGGCAGAAAUUUUCUCAAAUUUAAAAAAUUCAAUUUUUUGUUGUUGUAAAUUUGCUCUGACCACAGAGCCGUGGGGUGCAGUUGGAGGUUUUUCUUCCUCCUKUGAUAAAGAUGUGAUUCCGCUCUUUCUACAGAAAACUACUAAACUGCUGCAGCAGCACAAA
Molecule: messenger RNA, 2485 nt
Organism: Poecilia reticulata (guppy)
Lineage: Eukaryota; Metazoa; Chordata; Actinopteri; Cyprinodontiformes; Poeciliidae
Source: RefSeq, a predicted model, not a curated record